Balaenoptera ricei (Rice's whale) is the source of this 1105-nucleotide messenger RNA. RefSeq names its product HCLS1 associated protein X-1 (gene HAX1). The transcript has 7 exons. Gene Ontology annotation, biological process: regulation of actin filament polymerization; negative regulation of apoptotic process. Gene Ontology annotation, cellular component: mitochondrion; clathrin-coated vesicle; actin cytoskeleton. NCBI's taxonomy places the organism in Eukaryota, Metazoa, Chordata, Mammalia, Artiodactyla, Balaenopteridae. The coding region runs from base 96 to 929 and encodes 277 amino acids. The record is from RefSeq and is a predicted model, not a curated record.
CCGGUACCGUGGUCUGACGCUUCGCUCAAUUUCCGACAGCGUAGCUCUGGCUGCCACCAGCUGUGGGGUUCGAAGGUUCGAGUCCCACUGCGGGAAUGAGCCUCUUUGACCUCUUUCGGGGCUUUUUCGGCUUUUCUGGACCUCGGAGCCACAGAGAUCCCUUUUUUGGAGGGAUGACUCGCGAUGAAGAUGAAGAUGAUGAGGAAGAAGAAGGAGCCACGUGGGGCCGUGGGAGCUCGAGGUUUGAGGGUCCCCAGCCCCCCGAGGAAUUUGGCUUCGGCUUCAGCUUCAGCCCAGGAGGAGGGAUGCGUUUCCACGAUAACUUCGGCUUUGAUGACCUAGUACGGGAUUUCAAUAACAUCUUCAGCGAGAUGGGGGCCUGGACCUUGCCUUCCCGCCCUCCUGAACUUCCAGGUCCUGAGUCAGAGACACCUGGUGAGAGACGGCAGGAAGGACAGACGCUUCGGGACUCAAUGCUUAAGUAUCCAGAUAGUCACCAGCCUAGGAUCUUUCGUGGGGCCUUGGAGAGUGAUGCAAGAACUGAAUCCUCCAAACCAGCACCAGGCUGGGGCUCCCAGAGACCUUUUCAUAGGUUUGAUGAUACAUGGCCUGUGACCCCCCAUUCUAGAGCCAGAGAGGACAAUGAUCUUGAUACCCAGGUUUCCGAGGAGGGCCUUGGCCCAGUUCUGCAGCCCCAGCCCAAAUCCUAUUUCAAGAGCGUCUCUGUGACUAAGAUCACUAAGCCAGAUGGGACAGUAGAGGAGCGCCGGACUGUGGUGGACAGUGAGGGCCGGAAAGAGACCACAGUAACCCAUCAAGAAGCAGGUGGCUCUCCUAGGGAUGGUCCAGAAUCACCAACACCUCCAUCCCUGGAUGAUGCCUUUUCCAUCCUGGAUUUGUUCCUAGGACGUUGGUUCCGGUCCCGGUAGCCUUGUUAACCCUCAGAGGCCUUUAGGUUCUUUCCCCCUCCCACCCUUUGCUCACCAGCAAUGGGCUUAGUUCUCCUCCUGCCGCCUCAGCACCUUGGGUGUGUGGAACAGUGAAUUGAGGGUAUGUCAGUAUGUCACUCACCCAGACUGACCAAUAAAACCUUUAUUUAUGCUAA